This is a messenger RNA of Manihot esculenta (cassava), 1602 nucleotides long. RefSeq lists its product as uncharacterized. Bases 118 to 801 code for a protein of 227 amino acids. The record is from RefSeq and is a predicted model, not a curated record. NCBI's taxonomy places the organism in Eukaryota, Viridiplantae, Streptophyta, Magnoliopsida, Malpighiales, Euphorbiaceae. The transcript is spliced from 2 exons.
UCAUUGGCCCAAACUUCAAAUUACCACAACGCCCCGCAGAAAUGAAGGAAAACCCCGCAGGCGGUGUCAUGCCAUCGCCUAGAAAAUCCACCGAUUCCAAAAGAUCAGCGAUCGCGAAUGGCAACCUCAGAUGCAAUGGACGAUAGCUUCAGAGUCCGAGUGGAGAAGAUUUUUGGACCAUUGACUUCUUCCUCGCCGCAAUCUUCGUCUCUUCAAUCGACUCUCUGGUCUCUCACUGAUGAUGAGAUCGAGAGAAGAGAAUGGAGGCAAGGAGGCGCCGGAACACCUGACAGGGACGAAAUACCUUGCUCAUCUUCGUUUGAUGAUUUGAAAAGGGAUCUGCGGAGGACUUUUCGUAGAGAGCUCCAACGUGAUCUCGAAGACGAGGAGGAGUCCAAUACGUUGCGAGGGAGAGGAGCGGGCACGGAUGGUGAGGAUGAAUGGGAUAUCAGGUCCUCGAUUGGCUUGGACAGUACGCUCGAUAAUGAAGAAGAGGAAGAUGAAUAUGAUAAAGUGGCUUCAGGAAGAGAAAGUGCUGGGGAACGUCUUUAUAUGAAGAAUGUUAUUAAUCAAGGCAAUCGUACUGUACUUGCAAAGUCAUUUCAUGGCACAAGAGAUCCACGUGCUAAUCAUAUGGCAGCAAAAAUUAGGCUGACAGAAGAUGAAGCUGAAGCUCAAAAGUUUUCUCAAUAUGGCUGUGAUACAAAAGUCAGAGAGCUCCAUAGGAAACCAUAUAAUGAAAGUGGCAGUCAAUUGAGAUCUAUACUGAAAAGGAAAGAUAACAAAUCAGAUUCCAAGUGACAUAAGCGUGUCAGGUUUGUUGACCCUGGGUGUAAAACUGAAAGCAAGGAAGAAGCAUCCCAAAAAAUUCAAGCCAUUUCUGUGGGCAGUUCUUCAGUAAACCGUAUGAUUAUGGAUGAUGAACACGUUUCGAGGCAGAACAGAUUCAGCGUUCCAGAUCAUGUGGAGAAUCCUUUUAAGUGUACCCAUUACAGCUAUAAUGCAUCUAGUGAGGUUGAAGAGAAAGCCCAUGCGGGGGCUGGCAUGAAUUUUCUUAAGCUGGUGAAAGGUCAAAUCCACAGAAUCGGGAUCAGAGUCCGAGAAUGCCUCAGCUAACCUUACAAUUCCAAAGUCGGUGACUUUUAUUCCCAAGAAAAAGGCAGGUGAACUUAAACCAGGAAACUGUAGCUGCAAGGUUAAGCAAGAUGAGGGAGGGGAUGGUAAUCUGUCCUUGCAGCACACAAUAUUACCUGUUGGCGUUGAGGCCGUAGAAUCACAAGAAUCUGGAGCUCGUGUAGUAGAGGAAGACGGAAGAGAAACAAAUGACAUAAUCAGAAGAGAUGGUUCCCAAAAGACUACUCGCAAGUAUCGAAUAAGGUCUAACACAGAUGAAUCCGAUCCUUGACGCCCCAUGACCUUGUGAUUAUCCUAGAUUUCUCUACUGAAGUCUUAUAAUUUUUUCUUUAAUUGCUGCAACUGAAGCCGGUACUUGCUCCCCCGUUUUUUCCCGUUGAACAUGGUUGUGUAACGUGGAAGCAGCACGUCCUUCCCAUUUGGUUAAAUGCGUUUUAUAAUGAUGGUGGAAUUCAGAUCUGAUGCUGC